Messenger RNA from Malaclemys terrapin pileata, 3019 nucleotides. It is a transcript of the gene PRKN, whose product is annotated as parkin RBR E3 ubiquitin protein ligase. The coding region runs from base 99 to 1709 and encodes 536 amino acids. The record is from RefSeq and is a predicted model, not a curated record. Gene Ontology annotation, biological process: ubiquitin-dependent protein catabolic process; autophagy of mitochondrion; regulation of cellular response to oxidative stress. NCBI's taxonomy places the organism in Eukaryota, Metazoa, Chordata, Testudines, Emydidae. Gene Ontology annotation, cellular component: mitochondrion; ubiquitin ligase complex; Golgi apparatus. The transcript has 14 exons. Gene Ontology annotation, molecular function: zinc ion binding; ubiquitin protein ligase activity; ubiquitin conjugating enzyme binding.
UGCGUGUUCAGUCAGAGUGCUGAAGGCGAGAAUUUGAGCUGCGAGCGCGGACGGGACGGGUGCGUGCGCGCGCUCCCUCCCCUCCCCCCACCGUGGCCAUGAUAGUGUUCGUCAGGUUCAACUCCAGCCAUGGUUUCCCAGUGGAGGUUGAUUCAGACACCAGUAUCUUCCAGCUCAAGGAGGUGGUUGCUAAGCGACAGGGAGUUCCAGCUGACCAAUUGCGUGUGAUUUUUGCAGGGAAGGAGCUUAGGAAUGACUUGACACUGCAGAACUGUGACUUGGCCCAGCAGAGUAUAGUUCAUAUUGUUCAGAGUCCCCUAGACAGUGGUCAGAAAAGGACUGAUGUUGAAACUGCCAACGCUGGAGGUAUUCUAGGAGGCAUGGAAAAAGAGCCUGAAAGUCUAACCCGUGUAGAUCUUAGUACCAGCAUCCUCCCAUCUUAUUCUGCAGGGCUGGCUGUUAUUCUGGAUACUACAGACAACAGCAUUUCCCUUCCAUCUGAUAAAUCAGGUGCAGCUAGUUACAACAGUUUUUAUGUUUUCUGCAAAAGUUUCUGCCAAACUGUGAAGCCUGGAAAACUGCGGGUCCGUUGCAGUACAUGUAAAGAAGGGACACUGACUCUGACAAGGGGUCCAUCUUGCUGGGAGGAUGUGCUGAUGCCAAACAGAAUAGCUGGCACUUGCCAAUCCCGAAACUGUCGUGGAGAUAUAGCGGAGUUUUAUUUUAAAUGUGGAGCACACCCAACUUCUGACAGUGAAACAUCUGUGGCUUUGAACCUCAUUACAACAAACAGCCAGCAUAUCACAUGUAUAACAUGCACAGAUAUUAGGUCUGCUAAACCUGCUAUCUGCGUGGAGUGGCACAGCGCACUGAAAGAACACACACACAACACAAGCCAAUUGACAACACAGGAAUUACUUCAAUGUCUUUGGGAGAGGAAGUUAUGGGGGAUGAUAGGGGUGGAAGAACUCCAUUCCACUCCCCUACAUUCAUGGCACAGUACGGGGGGAAGAACAGGGUCUGCUUCUCUCUUGCUCUCCUGUAGAAGUCCUGUGCUGGUGUUCCAGUGCUUGCAUCGCCAUGUCAUUUGCCUGGACUGCUUCCAUUUAUACUGUGUGACUAUGCUGAAUGAUCGCAAAUUCAUCCAUGACCCUGUGCUUGGCUACUCUCUCCCAUGUGUUGCUGGCUGUCCAGACUCCUUGAUUAAAGAGCUUCAUCACUUCAGAGUUCUGGGAGAAGAACAGUACAACCGCUAUCAGCGCUAUGGUGCAGAAGAGUGUGUGCUGCAGAUGGGUGGAGUGCUGUGUCCUACCCCAGGAUGUGGUGCUGGCCUGCUUCCUGAACCAGAAGUGAGAAAAAUAGUAUGUGAGCCAAGCAAUGGACUGGGCUGUGGGUUCGUGUUCUGCCGUGAAUGUAAAGAAGAAUACCAUGAUGGGGAAUGCAGCACUCUCGUCAGUUCACAGGAAGCCAUAGCCCAGAAGGGAUAUGUGAUUGAUGAGCAUGCAGCCAUGCAAGCACGAUGGGAAGAGGCAUCCAGAGAAACAAUCAAGAAAACAACCAAACCAUGUCCUAGUUGCCAUGUACCAGUAGAAAAAAAUGGUGGAUGCAUGCACAUGAAAUGUCCCCAAGCUCAAUGCAGAUUUGAAUGGUGCUGGAACUGUGGUUUGGAGUGGAACAGGACCUGCAUGGGAGACCACUGGUUUGACUAAUAGUUCAGUAGUGCUAAGAACAGCCAACCACUUGAUUGUUGUCUGGGUCAAAUCCUGAACUUACUGCUUAGGUAUAACUCCCAUUGGCUUCUGGAUCAAGAAGUUCAGAAUCAGGCCUACUGUUUGUUUGUUUAUUUCCUUGUAUAUCAGAGCACACUAAAAAUUAAGCUAAGGUAAUCUUAAGAGUUUUAAACCCACAAAGGCAGGAGAAAUUCAGGCGGCCAGACUCACUAGUGCUGGCACAGGAGGGGUAAAUUACAUCUCCCUGCACCAGAGCACCCUACUGGUAUAUAGGGCAGGCAACGUCACCACCAGCAACUCUCCUUGGGUUUCUGUUCUUUCAGUUAUGAUCAGGGCUCCAUAAAUCUCACUGGCAAAAGCAGCAAUGGGGGUAUGCACUGAAUCAGAGCUGCCCUUUCUCAGUUAGCACAAUCCAAUUUGGGGGAAAUUCUGGCUCUUUACAUCUCCCCUAGUGGAAGGGAGACUGUGGCAAUUUUCUGCCUUUGCAGUCUUCUUCCCUGACAGAUUAUCAGCUGGGGCCCUGACUCUGACCCAGAGUCUUAGUAGAAACAGCAGACUUAGACAUCCUAGUUGUGCCUGUAUAUUUGAAACAUACGUUAUGAAAAAUCACUCAAUAUAUUCCGUACAGAUUCAUAUCAUAUGCAGCUUUUACAGGAUUAGUAAAAGAUGCAGUUUCAGCCUUAACUCUGAAUGUAUUUGCUGUGCUGGCUGCAAGUCAGAGUAACGGUGUUAUAUGAGCAAAAUUCCUGAGAUUUUGUUUCUUUUGUUUUGCUUACCGCAAUAUUUUUGGCAUGAUAUUGGGGCAGCUUCUUGGGGCUUAUUAUCACAAUGGUGGUUCUGUGGAGAUUUAUUAGGAUUUGGGUGUAAUUAUGAAAAUGUGUUCACUGCAUAAACAAUCAAGGCAUCUGCAUUCAUUUUGGUGAGUGCAUGUUAAUAGGCGUGCACCAGGUAUUUGCCACACCUCAAAAUCUGAACAUCCUUCCUAUCUCACCUGCUUUAAACUGUUUUGGUUUGUGUUUUUUUUUAAAUACCAAAAGGCCGGUCAUAGGCUAUGUAAAGAUUUGCACAGCUCAAAUUACAAAAGAAGAAUAAAGCAGUUGAAAUGAGUGGACUUUUGUGCUCCUUAUUGUACUUUCUGCACUUGAAUAUAAUAUAAAUGAGUAAAAAGAUUUUGGACCUGAUCCUUAGCUGGUGUAGAUUGUUGAUUUACACUAGUUGAGAAUCUGGCGCUUUGAUUAAGAACUUCUUUAUUAGAAGAAAAUAAAUUCUAGGGCUAAGAACUUCAUGAU